AGAUUCCCGAAGCAUGAUAUAUGGAAGUAUCUAGAAGCCUUUGGCAUUAUUCAAGCAACAUGAGUUGGCUACAAAUGAUUGAAGAUCUGAGCUUCAGGAAACUAAUAAAUAGUUCAGAAUGCCCAGAAAAACUUAAAUAUGACUUUAACAAAAAUGGUGAGCUUAGGCAUGUAGAUACUAAUGAGACUUUUGUUUUUAAUUAUCAAAAUUCAUAUAAAGAUAAUCACAAACGUUACCAAAUUCUUGGACAGUUAAUAACUCAGUAUAUUUAUGAGCUCCUUGAAAAAGCUUGCAAUCUGCAGAAGAUUUACAUCCCCACCUGUAUGGCAGACAGUGAAAUUUGUAGUUUCUUUUUCAUGAGUGAGAAUGCAUUGACAAAUAGUUCAACUUUACUUGUCCUUCUUCAAGAUCAGGGGACAUUUCGUGCAGGCCAGUGGGGACAGAGAACCAUAAUUCACGAAGGCCUUCAACAUGGAUCUCAGAUACCUUUCAUUACAAUGGCUCUGCAGUGUUCUUGGGGAGUGAUUGUUUUAAAUCCUAAUGACAAUUUUAUAGAUCUGAAAAUAGAACCAGAAUGUUUAAGUCUUUUUGAGAAUGACACUAUUUGUCCUCUUCACUUAUCAUGGCCAGUCCCAAAGAGAAACAGCAGUAAUCCUGAAGAACAUGCAACCUAUGUUUGGGAUCAUUUCAUUUCAAAGACUGCAUCUAGAAAUGUGGCCUUUGUUGCCCAUGGCUAUGGGGGAUUGAUUUUUAUCAACUUGCUCAUGCAAAGAACUUUGGAAGUGAUGAACAAAGUGUAUGCUGUUGCACUUAUUGACUCUAAGCAUCAUAUGAAGCAUCAGACACAAGGCAACUCCCAGGUGCAAACAUGGAUAUGGAAGCACUGCCGAGAGUGGGUAUCAAACAGUAAGCCUAUAGAUAGGUCAGUAGGCUGCCUUGUGAAAAUGGAUUGUCCUACAGUCUCCACAGGAUCUGAAAAAUACAGUAUGGCUCCUUCCUCUAGCUUGCACUCCAUCUUCAAGUAUCUAAAGAAUGCACUGAAAAUCAGUACUAAAGAUUAUUUCAGUCGAUCACCCAUUGCAACAAGGAGCAAAAAUAUGAAGAAAAAUUAAGAAUGUGUUUCGCACCCAGUUUCCUUCUAUCAGAAAAAAGUGUAUUCUAUGCAAAUGCCAAGGCACACUCUUAAACUAUUUUAUUUGAUAGAUUAUUCCUUUUCCCCCCCUUUGGCUAAGCUGAUAUUACUAUGAUGUUCUGUUAAGGUGCAAUUUUGAAUUAGAUGCUUAUGCUUUAGUUCAGUUUCUGAAAGGAUACUUUGUAUGAAUGUGUAAGUUAAUAACAGUUUCUUCUUUCAAUGUCUUACAAAUAAAUUCUUUGACAAAGCUUUUUAAAAACUAGUCCUUAAUCUGAACUAUCAGUAAAACAAU
Molecule: messenger RNA, 1424 nt
Organism: Candoia aspera
Lineage: Eukaryota; Metazoa; Chordata; Lepidosauria; Squamata; Candoiidae
Product: putative protein ARB2BP
Exons: 2
Coding region: 21-1112 (363 amino acids)
Biological process (GO): regulatory ncRNA-mediated heterochromatin formation
Cellular component (GO): nucleus
Molecular function (GO): siRNA binding
Source: RefSeq, a predicted model, not a curated record